GCGCGGACGACGAUCGGAGAGGGCCCCACGCAUGGCCGAGACGUCGGCGCCGAACCGUACCGCGAUGACCACGCGCUCCUGAGCACCUCGCCUGCGCCGGCGGACCAGACGGAGCUUACCAGUCAUGGGCACCUCGGACGUUCAGCUACCGUCGUCGAAGACGUCUCCGAGGUCGUCCUGGACGGCCAAGUCGACGUUGCAUUUGGGACGCGACAUGUCUCCGCCGCCGUUUCCUCCGCAGUCGUCGUACUCGGCGUGGAGCCGCGCGUCCAAAGUGGCCGCCCUGGCGGUGCAGUGGUUCCUCAUGGCCGGCCUAGUGACAGUGACCGUGUUGUGCGUGGUGAGGCUGCACCGCCUCGAAGACAGAGUGAGCGUGCUCGAGGAAAAGCUCCGGGCGAUGGAUGACACGGCGCCCGCCCAGCAACAGAAGCCCCUUACUAGGAGUAAAAGGGAUAGUCCAGAAGCCGAAUGCAUAUGCCCCGCGGGUCCGCCGGGAAAACGAGGCAAGCGGGGCAAACACGGAGAACCAGGGGACCAGGGACUGCCCGGGCUUGCGGGGCCGCCUGGCAAGCCUGGGUUUCCGGGCGCAAUAGGAAUCGACGGCCCGAAAGGCGAUACCGGUGACAAGGGAGACAAAGGCGAAAAGGGCGACUCGGGAAUCGACCUAGUCUCCAACGUGAAGGGAGUAAAACGUUCAGUCAAGAUGCCCCACGGGGGCAUCGCUGACGCCGCCGAUUUUAAGGAACUUGCUAAUAUUGGAGUCACCUUCUCCCCCGGAGACGUCUUUAUGAUGAAGGGAUCUCAAGGUGAACCCGGUCCACCAGGACCCCCUGGACCUCCGGGCCCACCGGGGCUUCCAGGCUUCGACGGCGGAACGGGACCCCCGGGGCCUAUAGGCCCUCCAGGAGAGCUCGGUCCCGGUGGGCCACCCGGACUUCUUGGCCCUGUUGGCAAAGACGGCUUGCCAGGACCAAAGGGCGAGAAGGGCGACAAGGGCGAGCGAGGCCUGACGACGACGUUGGACGGCAACACGUUCCCAACGGGCUUCAUUGAGGGACCGGCCGGACCCCCAGGACCUCCGGGCCCUGCGGGACCCCCGGGCAGAAAGGGCGACGUGGGGAUCCCGGGACCUCCCGGAGAAGACGGUGCCAAGGGGGACAAGGGAGAGCGAGGACGCAGGGGAAAGAAGGGGAACACCGGUAGAGACGGUCGCUCCAUCCGGGGCUUGCCUGGACAGAAGGGUGAACCCGGCACCAAGGGCAUGAAGGGAGACUUCGGACUCCCGGGACCCAGGGGCGACAAGGGUACGGCUGGCCACCCUGGAAGGUCGGGCGAAGAUGGCACACCAGGACGGCCUGGACUCCCGGGCGAUCCGGGAGCCAAGGGGGAGAAAGGCAGCGUCGGGGAGACGAGCCCUCCCGGCAUCAUGGGACUACCUGGACUGCCUGGACCUCCCGGAAAGCUUGGUCCCCAAGGAGAAAAGGGAGACAAAGGAGACGGCCCACCGGUACGCUACAUGAAACAGAAGUCGAAGCGCAGGCCUCAGGAGCACCACCACCACUUCGCCUCCGACCAGGGUGGAACGCAGCCGCAGGGAGACAGCGCAUUCGAAAGCUCCUACGACUUUGUCAUCGGACCGCCGGGACCCCCAGGCAUACCGGGCCUGCCCGGAGUGCCCGGACCCCCUGGCAUCAAGGGGGGCAAAGGGAUUGACGGACAAAAAGGCGAACCGGGCGACAAGGGAGAUAGGGGAGUCAUGGGAUCCAUGGGCCUACCGGGUCCCAUGGGACCAGUGGGGCCGAAGGGACUGACUGGCAGGGAAGGGAGGCCUGGCCUCUUGGGACCUCCAGGACUGGACGGGAUGAAGGGAGAGCGUGGUACUCAAGGUAACAUAGGGGAAAAAGGAGAGCCCGGCCUUCCCGGCACCGACGGCAUCCCCGGGUUACCGGGACCCAAGGGAGAUCGAGGAGAGACGGGGAUACUGGGACCCAGGGGGAAACGCGGCAAGAAAGGUGACAAAGGAGACAAAGGCGAUCAGGGUGUCCCCGGACUAGACGCCCCGUGUCCUCUAGGUCCCGACGGGUUGCCUCUGCCAGGCUGUGGCUGGAAACCGCCCAACACGUUAGCUGGUCCCAUCCCUCCAGGAGAGCCAGAGACGCCGACCGAUUCUUAAGAUACCACCCAUCGAGGACCAGAGAACGACAUCUCGCAACACCAGCCGCGUGUCGCGACGGGACACUGGAGGCGGCACAAGUGUGGAGAUCUCGAUGUCGACAGCAUCCGGCCAUGGACAUGACGAGUUUCACUUUACGGGUUCCUCUACUUUGAUCGUUCAGUGCGAGCGGCCCCAUAACAGCGUCCCAAGGAACACAAGAAAUGUCGCCGCGUAAAGGAAGGACUGAUGUGAUUUUUUUUCCCCGAUAAACGUCGUAGACCCUUCCUCAGUAAUGGAUACACGUGUGAAAAAAAAGAAAAAAAAAAAGCAAUCGCCAACCACGAGGUUGUGAAAAUGCCCACACAUCCGUGGCGCCACACUUCUUUUGUAACAGAAGCGAGGUUUCAAAGCUUUCAGAAGUGUCACUUUGGACCUCUCUGCGUGAAUAAAAAACCGAGUGUCGUAUACGUUGAUGCGCGAGCCGCCGCAACGUCGACAAAGUUUUAUCGUGGCGUUGUGAAAAGCUGUAUGUGUUGCGUGUACACGGGAUCGAAUUAGAUUACACUGCCUCAUUUUUCAUAAACAAUCUAGCAAUCAGAAGUGGAAAGAUUCUUAAUGUGCGUUGAAACCAAAUCGCACAUCCCAGUAUCAGAGCUAGUUCAAACUUUUCCGACUGAAGUAUUCCAACUGGUAGAAAUACAUCAGUUCUUUCCUUAAUUAAACUGCAAUAACUGUGUGCUAGACGAUAACAACGUCAAGCUCAUUGUACAUGAAUUGAACGGAACAUGCAUUAUCUUUUGUUUAAUCACGAAAGCUUUGUGGCAGUGAUGAGUAUUCGCUCAUGCAGUGUGCGCGUUUCCACGAUGGGGUGUGUAAUGGUCGUCCUUUAUAAUAUUUUCAACAAAAUUUUUCACGAACCGAGUUUAUCUUGAUCUGUUAAUUUUGUGUGUUCUUAAACGAAAGGGUCUACAGAUACAGAAAGCGUGUCGUAUCUGAUGUCGGGUUAGCGCGGACAGAAAUUUUCGCCUUACUGCAUUUUUUUUUCCUUUGUGGAGAGAUCAUUGUAUAUGUCAUCACCUCACCGCCCCCGAAACUCAUCAUCUCUCAGUGUGUUGGAGAGAGAAAGAGUAGGAGAGAAAGAGAGAAUGAACGAGGUAGUCUUGUGUACGUUUGUAAUGACAAACACAUUUAAUGAGACGCCCUCCAUCCCUCCCAUGUAAAUCAUAUCGCAUCUGUUGUCCCACAGCAAAGAAUCAUGUCCCCGUGAUAUCCGGAUUUGGCUCUAGCACACGCGUCAACUAAAGGAAUUAUAAAUGACGGCAAUAAUCAAGGCACAAAUCAGGAAAUGCCCGUUUGGCAACGUGCGGUGUUGGAUUAUAAAGUGUAAUCAAAGGACAUAAGGCUCAUAUUCCUCGCAAUAAUGGAAGUGGUGCAAGGGUUCUCACGCGGUCUCCAGCUAGACACUUUAUGUCCGAGCUUGAAAAUUAUCUCAGAAAGUUCAAUAUACGACCGGAUGUGCGUAAAAAACAAGGCGGGCGUGCCCCAUUUUUCAGACGAGGCGGGCACCGCUCAACCGGUCUCAAAAGGAGAACAACUCAGUACUUGGGACAGUACUACCAGAGUAUUGAAUGGCGUGCCACGGUAGGUAUAGCCGCAUUGGCAUCUCAGUUGCCACCUUUUAUUUCUGUAUGUUAUCGUCACAACUGGUUCUCGAUCAACGCCAGCAUGGUGCGGAUAAACCUAACCUGGUAUUCGCUGGCUUUCAGUCAUCUGCAAAGCCUGCGGUCAACAAAAACUGAGAACUGAGGUCAUAGAAGCAAAAACUGAACGUGGGGCAUUCUCGGUACCAACAACUUAACAUCUGCUGUUGAUAGGCUUUUUAUAAAAAGCCUACCAACAGUAGAAAGAGGCCAAUUGACGAGUGAAUGUCGACGCCAACAUUCUCCAUGGCCUCUAGUCCUCGAAACCGCAGUGGUCGAGUGGUCGCCACGAAACAACGUUCGGCACGUGCUCAAGAUACCUUUGCAGAAGAAUAAAUGGUCGAACAUUCGACAGCGCAAUUACGCCAAAGACGGUAGGAUUUUUCUAGCGCUUUUAAGCAGAAAAACACUUUGAUGAUAACUCACCAUUUCGCUUGUGGUCUUUAUCAGUUCAGCUAUGCAGGAACUCUGAAGCAAAUGCCUCCUAAAUUAUCUUUCAGCUGAACGUGGCACAUCGUCUUCCUGUAAAAAUAAGGUUCCUAUAACAAUAGACAGAGGCGACGCCGGAUUGCCUGUGGGUUCUCAAACUUCUCAAAGUAACAAACAGAAGACAUUUUUGUUGCUUUUUCAAGCCGUUUGUCUUGGUCAGAAUCUCCGUUGACGCAACCGAUUUCGCCCCUUAAGAAAACAAUCCAACUAUAAAAUCGUAGAUUUCCUUUUUUUUUUACCCCAAAUGCCGGCAUCAGGAUUUAUUCGAGUAGAAAAACCCACGCGUCGAUUUUUUGUUUCGCCACUGUUUAUCAACCGACCGAGUUCCCCGCGACUUUUUCGAUUCGUUGAACUUGGGCCGAAACAAAGACGCCAAAUCCGCGAAUAUCACGCCGACGUGGUUCUCGAGUGCCGAGGUGCGAAUUACUUACUUUUCUGUCGAAGUGCGAGACCCAAGUUCCUCAUUGUUUGAAUAACGUCAUGGCCAGCAAGCGGCGUGUAUCUCGUAGACGUCUGUACGCCCGUCAUCCCGUCUCGGUGGGCCGACGCGCACGCGUCGAGGUCCCGCUCCUUAUAGAGUCUAUUAAAUGUGUUUGUGUGAACUCAGGUGGCCACGACUGUUGGAAGCUAAAUUAUUUGUUUGCUGUCACAUACGUACCUAUAGAGUGUAAUAAUAAAAACAACGCUUUUUACUCUU
Messenger RNA from Ixodes scapularis (black-legged tick), 5041 nucleotides. Its product is annotated as collagen alpha chain CG42342. The record is from RefSeq and is a predicted model, not a curated record. The coding region runs from base 125 to 2173 and encodes 682 amino acids. The transcript is spliced from 33 exons. Lineage: Eukaryota; Metazoa; Arthropoda; Arachnida; Ixodida; Ixodidae.